AUGGGAGAAACAUCUAAUAGAUUUCUAUUCCUUUUUGUUAAAAUUUUCACCUUAUCCCUGUUCAUAUGGACAUGGAAAUGCUCCUAUAAGCCUCUCCUUGAUUCCUCCAUCUUGAAAAAGCGCUCGGAAAAUGGAGGCGCACUGAGCGGUCGACGCAACAGAUUGCUCUCUAAAAACUUCAUUGCCAAACGAACGGACGAAGCAAAAAUUAAAAAGUUAAAAGAAAGAGUUAUAAAAAUAUUGAAAGAAGAUGAAAGUAGUCUUGGUAAAAUGCUAAAUAACCUAGUGCACGAUGCCAAUUUCCAAAAAGAAUUUAGCGCAUUAUUACGCGACAAGGGAUUCGAAAAACAGUUUAACGAAUUAGUUAGCGACACAAAUUCCGAAGGCAACCAAUCCCUUUCUUUACAUUCAUUGAGUACUUACGAUGGAGGUGAUAUAACUCCAAUUGAUUCCGCUGAUCACCCUGAGCCACCCAAUUCAGUGGCAGGUAGCCAAGUUCCAGAAACAAAUUUCUCAUUUGAAAGUUAUCACCGAAAUUUCAGGAGAAGGUUUUUCCCAUCAACACCUACUCCAGAGAUUACGCAAGUUACAGAAACUCCAGGUACUGCAAACAUUGCAGAAACUACAGGCACUGCAAACAUUGCAGAAACUACAGGCACUGGAGAAUUUACAGAAAGUCCAAACACUGCAGAAACUACGCUAGGGUUAUGUGAGGAAUCGAGCAAAACCGGAAGCGUUGAACAACUUAUACACGAAAUAAGGAAAUCCAAUAACCUGGAGAAGAUGAUUCAGAUAUUGAAGUUCUAUGAAAAUAUCGAAGAUCUUGUAAAGUUAGCUGAGAAGACAACAACUAGUGAACAAGUGCCUCCCAAUUCAGAGAUUGGCAUGCAAGAAAAACCCGCAUUGGAAUCCUUAACAGAGGUUGAAAUUGAUUCUCAUCUGCAAGCACAGUUGCAGGAACAGUUACAGGCAAAGUUGCAGGCCCAAAUGCAAACGCAAGUUAAUGGAAGAAAUCUAUCUAGAAAAAGGAAAUCCAAAAUAAAAUUCAUAUUCGGAGAUAUAUACAGAAUAGCCAAAAGUUUAGACAAGAAGUUCGAAAACCAUCUCCUGAAGGUGUUGACAACUAAUUAUUCCUUUCUCAUUAAAAAUGGAAAAAUAUCUAGGCUACGAUAUUACCUCGACGUUUUGUUAUCCGUUUCCCCACUCAUUUUUGGUGGUAUUAUUUUGUGCUUAUGUAUAGACAAUUUUUCACUCUUAUUAUUCAUUCCCUCCGUCGUAUUCGCUGCCAUUAUCCUUCUUUACUUCCUUUUCAAGUUGUGGAACUGCAAGUGUAUGAUCAGGGGAUCAGGCAGAUUUAAUUUCAACCAAAAGUACAAAGCCGUCAUCGAAGUUUUGAAGAAUUAG
Messenger RNA from Plasmodium knowlesi strain H, 1404 nucleotides. RefSeq names its product Plasmodium exported protein, unknown function. The coding region runs from base 1 to 1404 and encodes 467 amino acids. The record is from RefSeq and is a predicted model, not a curated record. Lineage: Eukaryota; Apicomplexa; Aconoidasida; Haemosporida; Plasmodiidae. The transcript is spliced from 2 exons.